GUAUUCCAAGUUGACUAACCAUUCGGCAAAUGGCCAUUUGGAUUAAGGUUAAUUUGCCGAGCCUCAUUCGCUUGUUUAUGGUGGUACUCAGCGCCUAUAUCAUCACGCAAUUCAUAUUUUUAUCUGCAGUUCCUCGAUAUUCCAAAUUGAUUCAAAAGAAUGUAUCGUGUUGUCACCGAGAUCAACCCAAUAUAACAGCUGACGUCCCAGUUUCGAAGUUCAUCACGAAGGGAGUUCCUCUACUGGCCCCUAAGCUGGCCAAGCUGUAUAAGCUGGUUGCUAACAUGGAUCAAAGUGUGGUGGAUGUAUUUGGAUUUCCUUCUUCUAAAAAGGUUUACCUCUCCAUUGGAAUUCGUCUGAGAAGCACAAACAAGAGUGAACUGAACCUAGUACAGGAGACUUUAAGUUCGAUUCUCAAAAACUCGGCUGUGCAGGAUAGAACGCAUUACAUUGUCGUCAUGUACAUUCCCUUUAUCAGAGGCCAAUCAAAAUUUCCUCUGCAUGAAGUUCUGGAAAGACGAUACAUGGAUUUUGUCAACGAGGGCUUGAUUCACGUUAUCAGGCCUACGGUAGAUAUUUAUUUUGACGAGGAUUCAUACAAUAGACUAUACGAGACAAACAAAACAAUAUCAUCUUUUGAUGCAAAGUCAAACAUCGAUGAAUCAUUUCUAUAUCUAUAUUCUAAAAAUCUUUCAAAGUAUUUUGUUGAACUUCGUCCUGGUUCUAUCUGCACACCUCACUUCUUCAAGAUCUUGAAACAGCAUGUCGAUUCCCUGCAGACAGAAUGGAGCCAAAUUCACUUCUCAGAAAAUUCCUUGUAUGGACGAUUAUUUCACACAGAUUCUUUGCCUACAAUGGCAGUAGAUAUCCUCAAUACAUAUGACAGUGUACAGCCUGCCGAGCGGGUGGCCAGCUAUAAGACAAAUCUUCAAUAUCGGCCACCUCUUUUCUUUUACGUUGAUACUGGUGAAAGCGCCAACGUCUCCUAUUACAACAGACGCGACGUAGUAAAAGAGAUACUGAAAGCAAAGUACCUUAAUCCCCCUGCAAAGUUAUAUACUGAUAUGCAUCAGUUCGAAGACUUUGGUUUGGGUAAUGUUUAUGAUAAAAAUAUCCACACAUUCUUUUGGUCAAAUGGAUUUGACGCAGGAAGUUAUAUUACAGUGUCUUUCCAUGUUCCUCAAACUAUAAAAAGGAUAGUAGUGUGCACAGGGAGCUACAUAAAUACAGAUAAAUUACGUUCUGGAUUACUUACAGCGGGGAAGGAGUUAAAAAGAUUAUCAAAUACGUGUGACAAACUUAUAUUGCAAUGGUUUUUUAUCGAUGGCUUUGUAGACACGACCGAAAAUAUUUCUUUACAAAAUAUCAUUUGCCUAUCGAUAAUAGUAAAUUCCAGACAACGGGACUGGCUUAUGCUAAGAGAUAUCAUAGUGGAAGUUGAAAAGGAGACAAAAAAUUUUGUGCAAUAA
This is a messenger RNA of Saccostrea cuccullata (small rock oyster), 1469 nucleotides long. RefSeq names its product alpha-1,3-mannosyl-glycoprotein 4-beta-N-acetylglucosaminyltransferase C-like. The record is from RefSeq and is a predicted model, not a curated record. Gene Ontology annotation, biological process: protein N-linked glycosylation. Bases 30 to 1469 code for a protein of 479 amino acids. Gene Ontology annotation, molecular function: acetylglucosaminyltransferase activity. Lineage: Eukaryota; Metazoa; Mollusca; Bivalvia; Ostreida; Ostreidae. The transcript has 4 exons.